Armigeres subalbatus is the source of this 2360-nucleotide messenger RNA. Its product is annotated as E3 SUMO-protein ligase ZBED1-like. Gene Ontology annotation, molecular function: DNA binding. The record is from RefSeq and is a predicted model, not a curated record. The transcript has 10 exons. Bases 264 to 2360 code for a protein of 698 amino acids. Lineage: Eukaryota; Metazoa; Arthropoda; Insecta; Diptera; Culicidae.
ACGAAAGCGCUCGUGAAUCGAAUCGAUUCAGUUAUUCGAAGCGUGUCCGUGUGCAGACGUGCCCAGGCCCAGUGCGGUAUUUGAAAAAAAAAAAUCAGUUUUCGGCCGUCCGCCAUUACAAAAAUCGUAGUUAGUGCGUAUCAAAAAUCGUAGUUUUUUUAGUGCGUGUUAAAAAUUGUUGGAACUAAUUGAAACACGUGUGGUUUCAUUGACGUUUAACAGUGGAAUAAUUAUUUCUAUUUAUUUAACAUGUUUAUGUGUCAAUGAUGUAUGCAGCAGAAUUUGAGAACCAUGUAAAAAAACAUGAAAAGCUUCGAAAACUAACAAACAAAUUAAUGAGGAAUAUGUUGGAUGUCGGAGAAUGUGAAUUAAAAAUGCAAGACAAUUGGGAAAAAACUUUCGACCUCAUUAAACUUCAGGCUAAGAACCCUGCAAAAAUACCAGCGCCAGCGUCUUCGUCUUCGCAGCCAACAUCCGACAAUUUUGAAUCGCCAAGGUCGGUGAUUAUGCAGCCGUCACCUAAUUCGCCACUUCGUCGAUUGUUUGCCACUUCCUCGACUUCUGCAUCGUUGGUGCUUCGACCGGAUGGUGGUGGAGUAAACACUACUAAAUUUGAUCCGAAAACCGCGAAAACCAGUGAAAAUCAAAACCACGAGUGGGCAACUAAAAAACAAAUGGCUACUCAGAAGCGGAAGAUCAGUGCAGUUUGGAUGCACUUUACAAAGGAGUCAAAAAGUAGAGCACGUUGCAAACUUUGCCACCAAAUGCUGAAAUUCUGUGGCAACACGACAAAUUUGCAAAAUCAUUUGGCACGGAAACAUGUCGAUGUACAAGUGCCAACCGUCGGCAGAAAACCGAGAGCAGAUGCUGAGGAAUGCUUUGAGGAUGAAAUUGAUGAUCCAGUCAAUCCAACAGAAGUGAUGUUCGUUAAUGGUACAGGGUUACGCCAACAAACUGUACAGGAAGCAUUUCAUCGACCAGGGUCAUUCAAAGCGGGUGGCGAUAGAUUCACGGCAAUAUCCAAUGCCGUGAUGUUUAUGUUGUGUCGAGAUGGCCUGCCAUUCAACACAGUCGAAAAACAAGGAUUUCGUCGACUCAUGAAGACCGUCUGCCCGCUCUAUAAAGUUCCUUGUGAAACCAAGUUCACAGCUAUGAUACGCGAUAAACAUGAAGCGAUGAAGCACUUACUGAAAACCAAACUGGGAAUCCAACGAUACGUUUGCUUGACGACCGACAUUUGGACGGAGAUGAUGAACUUGCGUAGCUACCUCGGGAUAACAUGUCACUUUUUGGAAGGCAACAACAUCAACUCAUGUAUGCUGGGUGUGGUACCUUUCGAAGAAGCAAAAACGGGUGCAAACAUCGCUGGACUGUUGAACGAUAUCGUUACGGAGCAGUGGGGAAUCAGCGAGGAUAUGAUUACCGUUGUUAUAACGGACCACGGUUCUAAUAUUAUGAACGGUGUCAAACGACUGUUUGGAGAAAAAAAACAUCUGCCUUGCUUUGCACACACGGUCAACCUAGUGGCCAGCAAGGCGAUCCCCUUGUACAAAGAUUCCUAUUGUGCAAGAAUGGAGCCAGUAAUAGACGAGGAAGAAGAAAUAACAGCCGAAGAAUUCGAAACAGCGAACAGCCAUGAAUACACGCUCAUAACUAUAAUCAAAAAACUGAAAUUGAUUGUCAAAUUUUUUAAAUCCAGCGAAACCGCAGCACGACGGCUAAGAGAAAUGCAAAUGGCGGAUGGCAGACAAGAAAGCCAAUGUUUGGCUCUUAUUCUCGACGUAAGAACCAGAUGGAAUUCACUGCUUAAAAUGAUCGAACGAUUCAUUGUCUUGGCAAACUACGUUUCCAACGUGCUAUUGAGCAUUCCAAAAAGUCCGGUCAUGUUAACUGGUAAUGACUUAGCCCUGCUUAGGGAAAUAAUGAAGGUACUGAGACCACUAGAGAAGGUUACAGUUGAAAUGUCAGCUGAAUCAUACUGUUCGUUAAGUAAAGUAAUCCCGCUUGUCCGUUUACUAAAAUUAAGUUACGCAUCGAUGUCACUUGAGUGCGAGGAAGCAGUAUCAGUUAGGGACAAGAUCCUGGUACUGAUUGAUCGUUAUUUCAAACAUGCUGAGCGCGUAGAAAUGCUGGCUGUUGCUACAUUAGUCGACCCGAGAUAUAAAUCUAUUCACUUCGGAAGUGCAACCGCAGCAGCUAAUGCAAUUGGAGCUACUGGAAAAUUGCUGGCUACCGAAAUUCAGAAAACAACGAGAAAUGUCGAAGAACCGGAGUCACAAACUGAAGCUAUCGGAGAGGAAUCAGAUUGCGACGAUAUUUGGUCGAUACAUGACAAACAUAAUCUCAUUUCGUCGAACUGA